Messenger RNA from Dovyalis caffra, 234 nucleotides. The record is from the annotation of a GenBank genome assembly. NCBI's taxonomy places the organism in Eukaryota, Viridiplantae, Streptophyta, Magnoliopsida, Malpighiales, Salicaceae.
AUGCCAAGUAAUUGCGAGAUCUGCUGCGAGAUCGUCAUCGCCAUCUUGCUCCCUCCUGUCGGUGUUUGUUUCAGGCAUGGCUGCUGCAGCGUGGAAUUUUGGAUUUGCUUGUUACUGACUAUUUUAGGCUACGUUCCUGGAAUAAUUUAUGCUCUCUAUGCAAUUAUUUUCAUCGAUCGCGAUGAGUAUUUUGAUGAGUACAGGCGUCCUCUUUAUGCCCCUGUAUACGAGUGA